This is a messenger RNA of Daldinia loculata, 1560 nucleotides long. Its product is annotated as thiolase-like protein. The transcript is spliced from 4 exons. Gene Ontology annotation, molecular function: fatty acid synthase activity; 3-oxoacyl-[acyl-carrier-protein] synthase activity. Lineage: Eukaryota; Fungi; Ascomycota; Sordariomycetes; Xylariales; Hypoxylaceae. The coding region runs from base 119 to 1402 and encodes 427 amino acids. The record is from RefSeq and is a predicted model, not a curated record. Gene Ontology annotation, biological process: fatty acid biosynthetic process; secondary metabolite biosynthetic process.
AGGACGAGCGGACUGAUACACCUCAGGCCUUACUUUGAAUCGCUAUCUUCAUUCACUUCGAACAUACAACUUGUCGAAUUCUCUUUUUCAGAUCGACAACACCGACAACACCGACAAAAUGAGUCAACCAACAGGACGCUACAUUGAGCCUGUGGCCAUCUGCGGAAUGGCCAUGCGCCUUCCAGGCGGCGUCAAGACUCCUGAAGACUAUUGGGAUGUGUUGUACCACGGCAAGGACCAAAGGUCCCCAGUACCUCUCUCCCGUUACAACAUUAAGGGAUUCAACAGCGAUAUGGGCAAGACGAACACCGUCUAUCAAGAUCAUGCCUACUUCCUGGAAGACGACCUAGCUGCCUUUGACGCUGGUCUAUUCACAAUGACCAGGAACGAACUAGAAAAGGCUGACCCGCAACAACGUCUACUCCUGCUCGUUGUCCGUGAGUGCCUGGAGAGUGCGGGUGUAACUGACUACCGGGGUAGUCUUACAGGCUUCUUCGUUGGCACCUUUUCAGAGGAUUGGUUACAGACACAGUCCAAAGAAGAAAUGCACCCUACUGGGUAUGUUCUUACAGGUCAUCUCGACCCGAUGCUGGCAAAUCGGGUUGCCUUCGAGUAUGAUCUUCGUGGCCCUGCCUUUGUCAUCAAGACAGCAUGUUCCUCCUCCAUGAUUGCACUUCACAACGCAGUUCGAUCUGUUCAGAACCGUGACUGCAAUGCUGCAAUCGUGUCUGGAUCCAACCUGAACAUGACACCCAUAACCACUGCUUCUAUGACACAGGAAGGAAUUAUGUCCCCUGAGGGUUCGUGCAAGACCUUCGACGCACGUGCUGAUGGGUAUGGACGUGGUGAAGCAGUGAAUGCUAUCUACAUCAAGCCGCUAUCUGAUGCCAUCCGAGACGGCAACCCGAUCAGAGCAGUCAUCCGGAACACUGGUGUCAACCAGGAUGGUCAAAGCACUGGUCUAUUCGCUACCAGUAUCGUGGCGCAAGAGGCACUGAUGAGAAAGGCAUAUGUCGAUGCGGGUCUGGACCCGGCUGAGACUGCUAUGGUUGAGUGUCACGGAACCGGAACCCCAGUAGGAGACCCCGUCGAGGCGAUCUCUGUUGGAAAUGUCUUUGGCCAGCCCAAUGGUAUCUACAUUGGAUCUGUCAAGCCUAACCUUGGUCACUCGGAAGCCUCAGCGGGUAUCUCGAGUUUGAUGAAGGCUGUCUUGGCCUUGGAGCACAAGAUUAUCCCUCCCAACAUCAAGUUCGAGGUUCCUAACCCCAGAAUUCCAUUCGAGGAGAAGAAGAUUUCCAUUCCUGUGAAGCCUAUGCCUUGGCCUAAAGGAAAGGCAUACAGAAUCAGCGUGAACUCCUUUGGCAUCGGCGGUACCAAUGCCCACGUAAGUUCGCUCCUCUAAUACAACUCCACCUAUACUCACAAAUAACUAGGUUAUCGUUGAAUCCGCCGAGCAAUACCUCAAGGAUUUCACCAAGUCUCGGUUCGGUGCCGAGCUUGCUCUUGUCUCCGCCAACUCUCAGGAUUCCCUGAAGGCUGGAAUUGAGAACCUCAAGCAAU